GUGUGGCGGACAUAUAUGGACAGCAACUGGUCGAGGACCGGGCCGCGGGGACACUAGAGCCCCGAAAUCAACUCAAGAUAACCUCAAGAUAACCUACAGCAUUCUUGACGUGAGUGGAACACAGACUUGUUCAUCGUGUUCAUUAGAUAAGAACAAGAUAAGAAAAUGAUAUUUGAUGAACUUAUAUAUUAUUGCUGGCUUAAGUGAUACAGUUAGUGAUUAGUGCCCAAUCGCUAUCAAACAGUGAGGUGAAGAUGGGCGUCUGGCGCGCCUGGCUACCGUGGUUGAUUGUGGUAGUGGUGAUUGUGGUGCACAGUCGACAGGACUCGAACCACCGCCAACUAAGUGACAAGCCGCUGCGCCAUCUGGCUAUCUACAGACAUUCCAGAACCCGACACACCUCUGCUCCCUCCAGCGUCUUGAAGGACUCCCCCAAGACCCUUGAUGCUGUGGUCCACCUCGUACACACAGGGAAACAGGGACGCAAGGAGCUUAAAAACUCGACAUCAGCGAGGCAGAAGAGCGAUAUAUUCAGCCCAAAAGUGCACAAGCGGUCCCCACCGACGGAGGAAUGCGGCGCGGAUCCUCCGCCAGUUAAACCACCCAAAAAUGACAGUACCGUGGACAGGGUGAUUGACGUAGCAGUGAUUGUUCCGUGUAAUGCCUCGCACCAGUACUCUCGGGUGAAGGUCCUGCCUGUGGUGGAACUAGCGGUGAGGCACCUCCGAGAGACAGGUCUUAGAGGACCACUUCAGAACUACACCAUUAAUGUCACCUACAGGGACUCAAGGACCUCCUCCACCUUCGGCCCUCUGGCGGCCGUCGACCUGUACUUCAAUAACUCAGCAGGUAAGCUAAUUACACCUUUCUUGAUUGUUUAG
Procambarus clarkii (red swamp crayfish) is the source of this 881-nucleotide messenger RNA. NCBI's taxonomy places the organism in Eukaryota, Metazoa, Arthropoda, Malacostraca, Decapoda, Cambaridae. The record is from RefSeq and is a predicted model, not a curated record.